Messenger RNA from Trametes versicolor FP-101664 SS1, 1383 nucleotides. RefSeq names its product cytochrome P450. Bases 1 to 1383 code for a protein of 460 amino acids. NCBI's taxonomy places the organism in Eukaryota, Fungi, Basidiomycota, Agaricomycetes, Polyporales, Polyporaceae. Gene Ontology annotation, molecular function: iron ion binding; monooxygenase activity; heme binding. The transcript has 4 exons. The record is from RefSeq and is a predicted model, not a curated record.
AUGGGCUGCGCCGGAGUUGCCGUCUAUCGAUGGGUCCGCGUACCUGCGCACCUGCGGCACCUCCCCAAGGUGCCAGUUAUGCCACUCCUGCUCAGCUACCUGUCCGGAGAAGUCGAGGAGCGGCGGGUCAAGCGUAUCAUUAUCCCUUUCGCACAGAAGGCCGGCACUGACGUCGUGCUGGUGUUCUGCCUCGGCGAGUGGGUAGUCCAUAUCGUCGAAGCUAAUGCCGCAAAACGGAUCAUGGAGCAGCGCGGGCUCAGGAAGCAAGAGCUCCCCGCGGAGAUGCUGCUGUGGCGGCUAACGGGGCGCCAGAACGUCUUCACAGCGGAGGGCGAGAUGUGGAAGCGCCACGCGAAGAUUAUGCACGAGGCCCUGCACCGCACCAUCCCGAUCGAGCAGUUCGCAGCCCUCUCGCGCAAGACGUUCGCGCUCAUAGGAGACGGCGGGCGAGUCCAAUGGAACGACUACACGCACCGCUUCAGUCUUGACGCGGUCGGGACCACCGUCAUCGGGUACGACUUCGAAGCGCUGGACAAGCCGCACGGAGCGUUCGUGGAGAGGUAUCAUGAGGUGAUGGCCGCCAUCUCGAGUCCCGCGUACAUCUUCCUUCCCGCACUCGAGCGGUGGAUGCCGCGCCCCGCGAUUCGGGAUAUGGUCGAUUCCUUGGUCGAAGAGUUCCGCGUCCUCCUGCAAAAGAAGAGAGAUCAUCCCGGACCCGAUAUGAUCACGUACAUGCUGGAGAAUCCGGAGAUGUCGGAGACAGAGCUGAGGGACAACAUCAUCGUGACUUUCAUGGGCGGGCAUGAUACCACGGCAGGGUCGUUGUCGACUAUCGUGUUCUUGUUGGGCCAGUAUCAGGACGUCCAGGCCCGCCUCCGCGCAGAGGUCGCCAGCAUCAUGGGUUCCGAUGAGCCACGCCUGGAACAUUUCUCGAGGAUGCCAUAUCUCAACGCUGUCAUCCGAGAGUCGAUGCGCUUCAACAACCCGUCGAACGUUCUCAUCCCCCGUCUCUCGGACGACCCGUUGCAGGUCGGCGCGCACGUCAUUCCACCCGAUACCCCCUUUAUCAUCAACAUGUGCGCCAUCCUGCACAACAGCACGUCUUGGGCAGAUCCCGACGCGUUCGACCCGGACCGCUUCUUGAAUUCGGACAAGUCUACCGCGGACGCCAGUUGGAUCCCCUUCGGGCUCGGGCCGCGGCAGUGCCCCGCUCGCGCGUUCUCUCUGUAUGAGCAAAAGGUCCUAGUCAGCAUGCUACUUCGGGAGUAUAGGUGGUGGAUCCCUAAGGACACUGUACAUCACGACUAUAUCAAGAACGCGUUCUCUCCGUUCGCGCUCAGCCUACCCUACGACGUUGACAUUGAUAUCGUGAAGCUUACCUAG